AUGCUCGGCUACAAACCCAAGCGCAAGCGUAAGCGGACGCGAACGGGGACGCUCCCCACCGCCCCUGCCGGGGGAGGAUCCAGUUCUGACGAUACACGGCCACAGAAGAAGUCCAAGUCCAAGUCCAAGUCCAAGUCCAAGUCCAAGAAGUCCAAGUCCAAGUCCAAGUCCAUGGCCAUGCCCAGUCACUCGGUUCCCUCCGGGUCGGCGGAUGGGAGUGGCCAUCUUUUGGAUCCUGAAGCGGGACGUGUUGGGGCUGACCAGCUGAGCGAGCCAAUGGCUGGAGAGCGGCAGAAGGAGGAGUCGCUGACUGCACGGAAGAGGAGGAAGGAGAAGGCGAAGGAGAAGGCGGCUGCAAAGGCUCUGUUUCGUGUCGAGACGGCAGAGCAUGAGCUGCGCGACUCGGAGGUGCGCCGCAAGGUCCACGAUGCCAAGAAGCGGAGGAAGAUCCGUCGCAGAGAGCGCCUGCUGGCAAAGCUGGCAGAGGUGGCUGCUCCAGCCGAAGCCUUGGAUCUUAUGGUUCCAUCUCAUGCUCGUGGCUCUUCAAAGUCGGCCAGGGCCCGCCUGAGCGAUGCCAUCAAGCGCGAACGCGCCGGCAUUCUCGACGCUGCCACCGCCGCCAAGGCCCGCCUCUACGUCGAGCGUGAGGUCUCACCUGUUGACACGCCGACUACUCCGGCUGAGCAUUUUGGCCCAGCCAGCGAUGAUGAGUCGAGCGGUGGCGAUGGGAGCGGCGACGAGUUUGACUAUGACAACGGCCCUGGCAUGGAUCUGGCGGCGUUCUUCACCGCCCCAUCGGCUGGCAAGACGCCGACCAAGCCGCUUGCCAAGGCCAAGGCCAAGGCCAAGGCCAAGGCGAAGAAGGCUCAGGCUCAGGCUCAGGCUCAGGCUCAGGCUCAGGCUCAGGCUCAGGCUCAGAAUGAGCCCAAGCCGGCGCCAGUCUCGGCCUUUGAGGCUGCGCCGGCCUUUGCCGAAGACGCCAGCGUGACCGGCAUGGCUGCCGGAGCAGCAACCAAGAAGCCUUCGCAGCCGCGCAAGAUCUCGUCUGUCAAGGGUGUCAACAAGGCCGGGUUUAGCUUUUCGUGGUCGACGGGCGUGACCCAGGUCGACGUCGCCCAGUCGUCCGAGUCGAGCUCGGGCGAUGGCGAGUCGGUGGGAGAGGCGUCUGCCGGCGAGGCGUCUGCCGAUGAGGCGUCCGCCAGCGAGGAGGCAUCGGGGGUGGUCGACAUGGAUGAAGCGUCUGGCUCCGGGACUGGCUCUGGGACUGGUUCCGAUGCCGCACCGACGUCGAAGCUCCCUGUCGGCUACAAGCUAUCGAGCGCACCGACGCUCGAGAGCACACUGGAGGCGUGCGGGAUGCCCGAGGGCCCGGCGAUGCCGGCGCAGACCACGUACGUCCGCCGUGUCUCGCGCCGGCCCGAGAUCCAGGAGGUCCGGUCCAAGCUGCCAGUUGUCGCAGAAGAGCACACCAUCAUGGAGGCAGUGACGGCUUCCCCGACUAUCAUCGUAUGCGGUGAGACCGGGUCUGGCAAGACGACCCAGGUCCCGCAGUUCCUCUACGAGGCUGGCUACGGCGAUCCAGGCAGCGACAAGCCGGGCAUCAUUGGGGUCACCGAGCCGCGGCGUGUGGCGGCCAUGGCGAUGGCCAAACGUGUCGCCGACGAGCUCAACGUCCCGUUCGGUGCGGGUGUUGGGUUCCAGGUCCGGUACGAGGCGAACGCAACGCCGACGACGGCCAUCAAGUUUAUGACCGACGGUGUCCUCCUCCGCGAGAUCCAAGCCGACUUUGCGCUCGCCAAGUACUCGGCCAUUGUACUCGACGAGGCGCACGAGCGGGGGCUCAACACCGACAUUCUCAUCGGCCUGCUCUCGCGCAUUGUACGCAUCCGGGCCGCGCCUGAAAAGUACCCCAAGCUCAAGCUUCCGGCCUUUCCGCUCAAGCUCAUCAUCAUGUCGGCCACACUCCGGGUCACCGACUUUACCGAGAACCAGCUGCUGUUCCCGGUUCCGCCGCCAGUGGUCAACGUCCAGGCCCGGCAGUUUCCAGUCACCAUCCACUUUAACAAGCGGACACCGCUUGCCGACCACGUCGGCGCGGCCAAGACCAAGGUGCUCAAGAUUCACGACUCGCUUCCGUCGGGCGCCAUCCUUGUCUUUCUCACCGGUGAGGCCGACAUUAAGCGGCUCGUCGCCGAGCUCCGUUCGGCCAUCAAGAUCCGGGCUGAGACCGGCCCGGCCCGGGUCCUCGGCCUCUACUCGCGCAUGCCGACGUCUGCGCAGAUGAAGGUCUUUGAGCCGGUGCCCGAGGGCACCCGGCUCAUUGUGGUCUCAACCAACGUAGCCGAGACCUCACUCACUAUUCCGUCGGUCAAGUACGUGGUCGACUGCGGGCUCGCCAAGCAGCGGGUCUACUACCAAUCGUCGGGCCUCUCGACCUUUGAGAUCGACUGGAUUUCCAAGGCCAACGCCGACCAGCGCGCCGGGCGCGCCGGCCGCACGGGUCCGGGCCACUGCUACCGGCUCUACUCGUCCGCGGUCUUCAACAACCACUUUUCGCAGUUCUCGUCGCCUGAAAUUACCCGCAUGCCCAUCGACGGCAUGGUCCUGCAGAUGAAGGCCAUGCGCAUCGACAAGGUCAUCAACUUUCCCUUCCCCUCGCCGCCGUCAGCCAAUGCCGUUGCCGCCGCCAUUGCCCACCUCGUCCGUCUUGGCGCCCUCCACCCGGACAACGAGCGCAUCACUCCGCUCGGCCGCACUCUUGUCUCGUUCCCAGUCGCGCCGCGCUACGCCAAGAUGCUCACUAUGGCCUGGACACCCGAGCUCCUUCCGCACGCCAUCGCCCUCGUCGCCGCCAUCUCGGUCAACUCGCCGUUCAAGCGCGCCACAGACUCGGACGUCAACGCCGAUGCGGACGCCAAGGUCGACUCGGACUCGGACGACGGAAACGAUGAAGCCGCGCCAUCGGCGGCCGCUACCAAAGAGAUCGAGCUGAAGACUUUGGCUGCGGCUGCCGGCGAGUCGGGUAACAAGUCGGCGGUUGGUACCCCGUCGCUCGCUGCCCAGCUUGCGUUCUUUGACGUCGACUCUGAUCUCUUUGCCCUGCUCAAGGCCGUCGGUGGCUUUGAGUUUUCUGGCUGCACGCCCGAGUUCUGCGACAAGUAUGGGCUCAUGUACAAGGCCAUGAAAGAGGUGGCCGCCCUCCGGCGCCAGCUGACCUCGAUUGCCAACGCCAUGAUGGCGCCCGAGGCGCCGGUCGAUGCGUCUGCGCCGCGCGGACCACGCGCUGCGCUUGGCUCGGGCGCCGCUUUCGAACUCGCCGCCUCGCUGGCCGAAGUGCCGCCGCCGUCGCGUGCCACUCUCCGUGCCCUCGCCCAGGCUGUCACCGCAGGCCUUCUCGACAACGUGGCCUACCGCUGUCCUGGACAUCCGUCGUACGCUCGUGGCGGGUAUCUGGUCUCGCUCCCGGACUCGGGCGAGCAGAUUGUGGCCUACCUCCAUCCCUCGUCGCUCCUCUCGCCGCAGCUCCGCGCCCGUCAGUCCAAGGCUGCUAAGGGUCGCGGCUCCCAGGCGGCCAAGAACGCGGCGCUCAUCGACAAGUUGCCCGAGUGGAUCACUUUCCAAGAGAUUUUUACUACCUCGCGCACCUUUAUGCGCGGCGUCACGGUCCUCGAUCCGCAAUGGCUCGUCCUCCUCGCCCGGCCGCUCGUCACCCUCGGCUCUCCGCUCGAGCAGCCGGCCCCGUUCUACGAUGCUAGCGCCGACGCCGUCAUGGCCUACCGCCGCGGCUCGUUCGGCCCGCACUCGUGGCCUCUCCCUCUUGUCGUCGCCGCCCAUCCCGACAAUCCCGACCUCUACCGCUACAUUGCCCUCGCCAUGCUUGACGGCACCAUGUAUCCCAAGACCAUGGCCAAGCUUGCGCCACACUUUACCGCAGACCCGUCGUUUGUGACCAAGCCGUGGAUGCACGCCAAGAUCAACGUUGUUCUGCAGCCGCUUAUCAAGGCCAGGGUCUCGUCCAAGGCCAAGCUCGACGCCGCCUUUCGUGCCGAUCGCUCCUUCCUCCUCGUCGCCAUGAAGCUCUGGGUCGACGCCAAGCAGCAUCGCAUGCUCAACUCGGCUUGGCCGCCGCGCGAGGCGCUGCUUCCAUCGUGAUCGCUCUGCUAAAGUAAAAGGCGUACUGGACAGCA
Thecamonas trahens ATCC 50062 is the source of this 4187-nucleotide messenger RNA. RefSeq names its product DEAH box polypeptide 37. The coding region runs from base 1 to 4152 and encodes 1383 amino acids. The record is from RefSeq and is a predicted model, not a curated record. Gene Ontology annotation, cellular component: intracellular anatomical structure; nucleolus. Gene Ontology annotation, biological process: maturation of SSU-rRNA from tricistronic rRNA transcript (SSU-rRNA, 5.8S rRNA, LSU-rRNA). NCBI's taxonomy places the organism in Eukaryota, Apusomonadida, Apusomonadidae. Gene Ontology annotation, molecular function: ATP binding; RNA binding. The transcript has a single exon.